CGAUAACGCGGGUUGCCAGGACGAAAAGAGUUGUGAAUCGGGUACGUGCACCUGUCCAGCUGGUUCAACCUGUGACGGAGCAACUACCCCGGCCACAAGAAUGCAAGGGACUCUUCAAUGUCAUUCCUGUUCGACUAACUCCAUAACGGAUGUUUGCUCUACUGCUGAUGACCUUGCAAGCGGUUCCGGAGUAUCAACUGUUACAUGCUAUGAAGGACAGCGUUGUUGGACUGAUCAUUAUGCAAACUCAUCACACACGGUUGUGUCGCGUGGAUGUACAGAUGAGCCAUGUGAAGACUUGCAUGAAGGUGGUGGACCUUAUUGCACUAUGGCUAAUGGUGUUACCAGUUGCACAUCCUGUUGUACUGAAUCAAAAUGCAACGACAACAAAUCCAGCUCUGAGGGUCUCACUUCUAGCUGUGUGACAUGGCUGACAUCUCUUUUCUCAGUGGUCAUCAUGCUCAUCACUUAUAGAACCUAACAAAACUCAAAUGUCAAAAGCUGUCCUCAUAUUACCAUUUAUUAUAACAGUCACUCCAUUCACAAUCAUAAUGUUAAUACAUUGUAUAUUGACUUUUGUAAUUGAUGAAAGACUAAUGGUUGAACUAGGAUAUUUUGAAUAAUCAUACGGAUAAUAAGAUUUAUGUGAAAUUUGAAAUAUGAUUUUUUUUUAAAUCAAAAUAUGGCAAGCACUUAUGUACUCAAUCUAAUAACAAUAAUAAUAAUAACGAUACUAGCAACAAUAUUAAUCAUAAUAUUGUGUCGUUUAUUAAACCAGGAAAGUAUUGUGAGAUAAACGCACGAUAAUGCAAAAUCAUAUUUAAUAUUUAUUAUUGGCCACUAAGCAUGUUAAUAAAUCAGAAAAAUUAGCAAUAUUGCGAUAUACAAAAUCAAAUAAUAACACUUUAAAAAGGAAACAACUAUUUCUUACAACCAAACCAUCAGUGUUUGCAAAAGUAAGUAACAUACUUUUGUUUUAUAAAUAAGUAUUGAUUGAAUAAAACAUUGAAUUGAAAAUAAAUGAAAUCACUUUUAGAUUUGGUAAGAUUUCUUCUAUUAUACAUAUUUAUCAUUAGAAAAGUUUAGAAUAUCUUUAAUGUACUAUUCACGUUAAACAAGACUUAAAAUCCGUCCUGAAUUUUCUGCAUGGACAUAUUCUUAAAAGUACAUUAAAAUGCAGAAUAAAGACGUUCAAAAACGAUUUAUAGUACCUUGAAGUUUUCAAAUUUUUGGUAGAUUUUGUGCCCUUACCAACUGUAAUAUAAACAAUGAAUGGAAAGUAUUUGAUUAAAUUAAAUUUGUAUUAUAGGAAAAA
Strongylocentrotus purpuratus (purple sea urchin) is the source of this 1315-nucleotide messenger RNA. RefSeq lists its product as uncharacterized. The coding region runs from base 101 to 481 and encodes 126 amino acids. Lineage: Eukaryota; Metazoa; Echinodermata; Echinoidea; Camarodonta; Strongylocentrotidae. The transcript has 4 exons. The record is from RefSeq and is a predicted model, not a curated record.